Messenger RNA from Hippocampus comes (tiger tail seahorse), 1765 nucleotides. RefSeq names its product pleckstrin homology domain containing B1 (gene plekhb1). Lineage: Eukaryota; Metazoa; Chordata; Actinopteri; Syngnathiformes; Syngnathidae. Gene Ontology annotation, cellular component: membrane. Gene Ontology annotation, biological process: regulation of cell differentiation. The record is from RefSeq and is a predicted model, not a curated record. The transcript is spliced from 5 exons. The coding region runs from base 931 to 1512 and encodes 193 amino acids.
UUUAUUUAUUUACAGGCGGCGCGUCAGGGUAAACCGCGCCUACUUUGUAUGACGGAAAUGACGAAAUUUAAACAGUUUUCAUCUCGCAUGGCUCUUGCGCAACUUCAUAACAAAACAUAAGAGGUCGUUCUUGCGCAAAUACAAUACAAUGUACAUAAUAUAUAUUUUAAUCAAAAAUUUGUCUAAUUAUUAUUUAAGAUACAUUUAAUAAACUGCAUUUACUCUCACAGUUUUCUCAGCCCUGAAAGGGUGAUAUGAAAGACACGUUUUUUUUUCAGACAUUGUAUAUAUAUUUUUCUUCUCUUUUGUUAUGUUCAUUCUCUAUUGUGUUUAUGUGUUGCUUUGCUGUUGUUUAUCUCUCUGGCAGUGUCAAUCAAAAUGAAAUUAUUUCCCCAUAAUUUUUAUUUUACCAAAUGUUGUGGCCAGGGAAAUCUUGAGUUACAGGGCCCGCAUGCAUACUUGGUAAGGCUCAUGUAACUGACCUGCACAGGGACGGUUCGCAAUGGGCUAAUCCUUAUGCUGUUAUGUCACAGUUUAUCGAUUGUAUUUUGUGGCAACGAUACACAAUCAAUAACAUUUAAGAAUCAAGAUGACCAGUUGUCUAAUCCAAAUUGUCUCAAUCCAAAUUUGUGUGUGGGUCCAGAGAGAAAAUUAAUCCAGGUGAAAUUGGAAGAAAAGAGGGCGGAGGAGGGUGGGUGUCCAAGCAAGUGCUCGCCUAAUCCAGAAUUAUCCUGUGAGUCAGACGUGACAGGACACAGAAUAAUCUGUCGCAAACUAAACAAGCAGAGGAACACGGUCUGUUACAUCGUAGGAGACCAACAAAAAAAGUUUUGUUCCUGUUCCUCAACCUGUAUUUGGACCAGAGGUGACAAACAUGGCACUCAUGAGGUCAGGCUGGCUUUGGAGACAGAGUGAGUACAGUCGGUGUCGAUGUCAACCGAACAAGCGUUACUUAUUACUGGAGUGAUCGAGCGUGUUUCCUUCUGUCUAGCGUCUGUGCUGAAGCGCUGGAAGUUGAACUGGUGUGACCUCUGGGUGGACGGCAGUCUUUGCUUCUACAAAAGCGACAGCCGUCGAGAGCUGGAGCACCGCGUCAACCUCAAACUCACGUGCAUAGAUGUUCGCUGCGGCCUAGAAUGUCGAGGGGUGACGCCUCCCGAGACGAACCCCCAGGAGAACGUCAUUGUUGUGCAAUUCAAGGACAGCUCGGCGUUGAACCUGUGCGCCAACACCGAGGACGAGUCCAUCGCAUGGAAACUGACCAUGCUGGAGACCAGGAGGAACCCGGCGUUCAUUUACAAUCCCUACGAUGAUUCCUAUCAGGCCAUACCGCUCAACCACUAUCACACAAUCUAUGUGACGUCUGGAGCAGGAUCAGGCACCCAUCAGGUGAUUGUUCAGAGGGAUCCUUUCGACGGGGUGUUUGACCACCUGGCCAUGGGACUACUGGCAGGCAUGGCGGCGGGAGCGGCCAUGCGAUCCUUCCUUUGGGCACCCGUGUUUUUCUGCUGAGAUUUAAUGCUGCACCAUCACCUGCUCUUUUGGUUGUUGUGCACUUGAUCACACGUAGUCGCUGCCGCUGUGUGACUUUGUUUUUUCUGGAUUGCGUUUAAAGUACAAAACAUAAACCACAUGGACUAAAGUGCCUGUUUUGUUUUUAUUAUUAAUUAUGUUCAAACGUCUCAGCCCACCAUCAGAGUUGUUUUUGCAAUGUUAUAAGGACCACAAAGAGCAGUGACCUCCGCCAAGAAUAACCUUAUGAAAA